Molecule: messenger RNA, 4629 nt
Organism: Nannospalax galili (Upper Galilee mountains blind mole rat)
Lineage: Eukaryota; Metazoa; Chordata; Mammalia; Rodentia; Spalacidae
Gene: Stk17b
Product: serine/threonine kinase 17b
Exons: 8
Coding region: 289-1404 (371 amino acids)
Biological process (GO): protein phosphorylation; intracellular signal transduction; positive regulation of apoptotic process
Cellular component (GO): nucleus
Molecular function (GO): protein serine/threonine kinase activity; ATP binding
Source: RefSeq, a predicted model, not a curated record
CGAAGUGUGCUGCUCUAGACGCGGCUGCACUUUUCAAACCUCAACUGUAAGAAGCUUUGGUCUGGGUCUGUGCUGCGGUCGCCGCUAGGAGUCACUUCAGACAUCCCUCCCCCCCGCUCCGCGGGUUACAGCUACCAGCCGUAGUCCCGGAAGAGAGACACGAGUGUCCUGGGGACCCCGGCGGGAGCGAGACGGAGCACGUCCGAGGGCAGAGCCGGCGGCGGCGCGGAGUGGCGGCCGAGCGGUAAAAACGGUGCCUAGAGAAGUGGAUCUGGGAGUUAGGUGGACAUGGCACGAAGAAGAUUUGAUUGCCGAAGUAUCUCAGGCUUGAUAACUACAACUCCUCAAACACCAAUGAAGAUGGAAAAUUUUAAUAAUUUCUAUACACUUACAUCAAAAGAGCUCGGAAGAGGAAAAUUUGCUGUGGUUAGACAAUGUAUAUCAAAAUCUACCGGCCAAGAGUAUGCUGCGAAAUUUCUGAAGAAGAGAAGAAGAGGACAGGAUUGUCUAGCAGAGAUCCUCCACGAGAUUGCUGUGCUUGAAUUAACAAAGUCCUGUCCUCAUGUGAUUAAUCUUCAUGAAGUCUAUGAAAAUGCAACUGAAAUCAUUCUGGUAUUAGAAUAUGCUGCAGGUGGAGAAAUUUUCAACUUGUGUUUACCUGAGCUGGCUGAAAUGGUCUCUGAAAAUGAUGUUAUCAGACUCAUUAAACAAAUACUUGAAGGAGUUUAUUAUCUACAUCAGAAUAACAUUGUUCACCUUGAUUUAAAGCCACAGAAUAUACUGCUGAGCAGUAUAUACCCACUUGGAGACAUAAAAAUUGUAGAUUUUGGGAUGUCUCGAAAAAUUGGGAAUGCAUGUGAGCUUCGGGAAAUCAUGGGAACACCUGAAUACUUAGCUCCAGAAAUUCUGAACUAUGAUCCCAUUACCACAGCAACAGAUAUGUGGAAUAUUGGUAUAAUAGCAUAUAUGUUGUUAACUCAUACAUCACCAUUUGUAGGAGAAGAUAAUCAAGAAACAUACCUAAAUAUUUCUCAAGUUAAUGUAGAUUAUUCAGAAGAAACAUUUUCAUCAGUUUCACAGUUGGCUACAGACUUUAUCCAGAGCCUUCUAGUAAAAAAUCCAGAGAAAAGACCAACAGCAGAGACCUGCCUUUCUCAUUCUUGGCUGCAGCAAUGGGACUUGGGAAGUUUGUUUCACCCUGAAGAAAUUUCAAGUUCCUCUCACAUUCAGGAUCAUCUGAUAAGGGCUACAGAAGAUAAGACUUCCAAAUCCUGUAAUGGAAGCUGUGGAGAUCGGGAAGACAAAGAGAAUAUCCCAGAGGAGAGCAGCAUGGUCUCUAAAAGAUUUCGCUUUGAUGACUCCUUACCCAGUCCCCAUGAACUCGUUCCAGAUUUGCUCUGUUAGCACUUUGCUCUGACUCAUUUGGACUGACUUGGAAAUUUGAAAUCUACUCUGGUCUGAGAUUGUAUUUUUAGCUUCAUAUAUGAUAUGUUUAUAUUAUAAAUGCACUUUUGCUUAGAAGAACUUAGGGAACAGUUUAAAUGCCAAGUUUCUAUUUGUUAGCAUAAUGAUAUUUUCUAUCCUGAAAGUGUUCUACAGAGAAAAAAAUAUUUUAAGUAUAUGAUAGAAAUUUAAACCGUGCAUGUGAGUUCACAUGCGGUCGAAAGAAUUCAAGUUCAGAUGAACUUGAAUUGUUUUACAUAUCUCAAAAGGGGUUAUAUUAUGGCUAGUGAAUAUUGAACAAAAUGAAGACAUUGGGAUUUAGUAUGUUCUAAGGUGAAUCCUAUACCAUGACUGUUGACAGAAUUUGUUUAGGAAAAUUGUCAAAAAAACUCAAAAUAUAUACUAUUUUAUUGAUGCUCCAGAGACAUUUUAUAAUUGAAAAUGUUUUAUAAUUACAAAUAAUUUGAAGCCAUAUAAGAUUUCCAUUAUAUACUGUAUGCUGUGUGAAUGGACUCCUUCAGUGAGAACGGAGAGGAAACAAGACUGAUCACUCUGCAUGCUGAGUCAAAGCAUGGCUUCAUUUUUCAACUCAAAUGCUUUUUGCCCACUCAGUGUACUUCAGCUCUAUUAAGGUCUGGAAGGUGGAGAAUGUGUGGUAUGCAAAUUAAGAGGUUCUUCAUCCUCUAGAAUUUCUACAGUAGAAGGGAAUUAGGUAAAACUAAACAAGUUCUAAAUUUAGUCAGUUAAACGUAUUUAUUAAUUGAGCAUAAAAAAUGUUGAGAGACUGAGGCAGUUUACAGAAGUUUGGAUGUCUCCUAAAUAUUAGAAUACAAGCCCAUCAUUUAGAGUUCUCCUUAAAAAUACCAGAGCAUCAGUAGGACUAGUAACAACACGAGUCCUCAGUAGCAUAAAACAUGAUGGAUUUAGGCACGUCUAGAGUUCUUGUUUGAAAUUCCUCAUAACUGAAGAGGUCCUUAUAUGUAUGAGUAUGUUGGUCUGAAGAGGUCCUUGUAUGUGUGAAUGUGUUGGUCUGCUGGGAGCAACACAGGUGAGAGUCUAGAGAGCCCAGUGUUGAGUCACUGGCUAGUAACUGUUAAGUCCUAAUGGGAGGGAACUUACUCAUUUGGGGGGAGGGGUGCUCAUUAAAUUUCCACUGGUGGCCAUUAAAAGUUUGUUAUAAUGUGACGUAAAGAUAACUGGUCUCAUGGAUAUUUUACAAUAUCAAACUUCAUUUAAAAAAAAAACCCUUAUAUUUCUUUAUUGAAGCAUAUAUUUUUGUCUAACAACCUGUAAAUUCUUGAAAUUGUUAGUAAACUCCAAAUUCUUUAGAUAACGUUAAACUAUUUUUAAAAGAGCAUCAGGUAUCUUUGAUUAAAUGUUGAAUUCCUUUGACAUCUUCAGCAAUUUUUAAAGGAAAAAUUGUACUUUGUAUGUGUGCAUAUGUGUAUAUGUAUAGGUGUAUGUAUAUAUGUGUAGAUAAAAUACAGCCUCUAAACUAUAUUGUUAGACAUUAUUUGCUUUGUAUGUAGUGCUCAACUCAGGUGCCAAAGGAGUUCAUCUUUUAUGAAAAGUAAGCAUAACUUCUUUAAGAAGUAAUCUAUCCAAUAAACUAAGCACUGAAGAUGCUAAUUUUAAUUCUUGUUUGUCUAAAACUGAUGAGUUGUUUCAGUUAUUCAUUGGCUCUUUAUUUGCAUCAAAUAUUAAUUCAGGUAAAGCUUAGCCAUCAGAAAAUGAGAUGAGUCCCAAAAGAUACUUCAUUGUAAAAGUUUUAGAAGUAUUAUGCCAUACCAAAAAAAUAAAUGUUUCAGUUUUUAAUUAUAAGCUACUUCUUAAGAAUCGUUUUUUAUUGAAUUCUUUUUCUCUGAGAAAUUUUUAAAUAGUUUACAUGUUUUCCCUUAAGUUAAUAGACUGCAGAGUUGUAAAUUUCCAUGCCUUUUCUUGUUACAUUGCUUUAUUAUAAAACAGUGAACUACUGAUCACACAAAGAAUUUUAAAAUUAUCCUUUGAUAAAGAUGAAUUUAAAUACUUUCCAUGAUGAAAUGUGGAAAUAAAUCUUUUGAAAGUAUUUAUUAGAAAUGGCCUAACUUUUUUCUCCACAAUUGAAAAAACAAGUCUAUCAAGAACAGAUGAUGGGGCUGGAGAGAUGGCUCACUGGUUAAGAGCAGUGACUGAUCUUGCAAAGGAUCCAGGUUCGAUUCCCAGCACCCACAUGGCAGCUAACAACUGCCUGUAACUCCAGUUCCAGGCAAUCCAGCACCCUCUUCUGGCUUCUGCAGGCAUUGCACAACUUGGGUGCACUUACCUACAUGCAGGCAAUACACUCAUGCACAUAAAAAUAAUAAAAUAUUUUUUGAAGAACAGAUGAGGUAUCUUGGUAGUGUCUAGAGAGCCCCUCUGAGUGAAUCAGUGUUGGCAAUACUAACAUAUCAGAAGAGAACUGUUAAGGGUGAUAAAAAUUGAUAAAAUUCAAAUUGAUUUUUUGGAUAGGAUCUAGUUGGGUAGGCUUUUAAAACAGAUGAUGCGUAAAUGGCAAUUAAAAUUGUCAUUCUAAUAAUUUUUCACAUUACCUAAUUGAGCAGUGGAAUUAUAAUGACCCUUGAGACAAGGCAAGCAGUGCCAGCCCUUCAGUCUAAGGGAGUUAAGGCAGUUGUGUCAGAAUAGGAGUCAACUUUUUUCUUGUGGAAAAAGUCAAUUGAACCAGCAUGUCCGGUGAGACAGUUCAUUUUUAUUCUGGCACAAGCGUUUUCAUUUUGGAUGGGUAACAAGUAGUUCAUGGGUCAUACUCUGAGUAACCUUGUUCUAAGGAGCGUUUAUAAGCAUUAGUAUCUUAGUAAUAAGUGUUAGUGCUUACAUUUCUUCUGUUAUUUUGAAAUUUUGGGUUAGUAGCAUACCUAGAAAUGAACACGUCCUUCUUGUAUAAACAAUGGUACUUUAAUUUUAGAUUGUAUAAAAAUUGUCUGAAUCCCAUUUGGGAGGUCAUUAUUGGUUUUUAAAUUUAUAAAAUUAUUUUAAAUAAUUGUAAAUUUCAUAAAAAUUACAAAUUCCUUGUCAUCUUAACUCUUACUAAAUAAUCAUGUAAUUUAAAGUAUAUAGACAGAUUUAGGAAUAUUACAGUUUGAAGAAACAAAAACUGCUUAUUUUCAACGUAAUAAUCCUAAGAAUUAAAAAGCACUGCUUUUCUUUUUA